This is a messenger RNA of Perca flavescens (yellow perch), 1934 nucleotides long. RefSeq names its product toll-like receptor 5. Gene Ontology annotation, molecular function: protein binding. Bases 21 to 1934 code for a protein of 637 amino acids. Lineage: Eukaryota; Metazoa; Chordata; Actinopteri; Perciformes; Percidae. The record is from RefSeq and is a predicted model, not a curated record. The transcript has 2 exons.
UUCUGGUGAGCAGUGUGAAGAUGUGGACGCUGGGUCUUCACGUGGUUGUCAUCUGUGUUUUCCUACAGGUGCCGGGUUGUUUUCCAUCUUGCCUCAUUAUUGGCUCUGUAGCCAACUGUGGCUCCAUGAACCUCCGCUGGGUUCCUCCUCUCCCUCCCCACAUCACCCACCUGUACCUGGAUUUGAACCACAUCAGUGAGAUCAACUCCACCUCCCUGACUGGCCUGGAGGAGCUGCAGGAGCUGGACCUUGGAGGACAGCGUGUCCGUCUUGUGAUCAGGAACAACGCCUUCAGCGGGCAAAGACGCCUGAGGAAGCUGGUGCUCGGCUUCAACGUCGGCCUUCAACUGGAGCCGCAGGCCUUCGCGGGACUGUCCGGUUUGCAGAAUCUCUACCUGGAUUACUGUUCGCUUCAUGAGUCCAUACUUCAGGAGAACUAUCUGGAGCCACUGUCCUCCUUAGAGACUCUUGACCUCUUUGGUAACCAGAUAAGGAGACUCCAGCCUUCAAUGUUCUUUGUGAACAUGACUAAAUUUACAGUUUUGAAUCUCAAGCUGAACAAUAUUGACAGAAUAUGUGAGUCUGAUCUGGUUGGUUUUCAGGGAAAGAACUUCAAGGUUCUGAACUUGGACUCUGUUCACCUUAACCUCAUGUCCGAUGAACAUUUUGACUGGCAGAAAUGUGGGAAUCCUUUCAGCGGAAUGUCCUUUCAGACACUCGACCUGUCCAGCAUUGGGUUUAAUGUGGGUCAUAUUAAGCAGCUUUUCAAAGCCAUUAAGGGGACUAAGAUCUCCCAUCUCAAACUGUCAGGACACAUAGGUAAAGGAUUUUCAUUCAAUAAUCUCCCUGAUCCAGACCGCAGUAUGUUUGAGGGUCUGAAUGACAGUUCAGUCCACACUUUGGAUCUGUCUAAAAACAGGAUAUUUGCAUUGCAACAGGGUUUUUUUAGUCUGCUGAAAGACGUCGCAAUCAUUGAUGUUUCCCAGAACAAAGUGAAUCAGAUCCACAGAAAUGCCUUUGAAGGUCUUCAGGGACAUUUACAAACACUCAACCUGUCACACAACCUGCUCGGGGAAAUCCGUUCUUACACUUUUGCUUCUCUGAUAAACCUGCGAGUGUUAGACCUGUCUUACAAUCACAUUGGUGUUCUGGGUGUCGGCUCAUUUAGUGGACUUCCCAAAUUAAAAGCUUUGUAUCUAACAGGAAACUCUUUGCAAAACAUUGGCUUCCCUGCAUCUCUCCCAAGCUUAGAUUAUCUCCUGUUGAAUGACAAUAAGCUCUCGUCAGUGAGCGGACUCACAACCUUUGCACAUAUUACACAUCUGAACAUUCAGGACAACAGAUUAACAAACCUGGGGGAUUUGUACACCAUUUUGUUUCUACUGGGACACCUCCAGCAUCUCUCCUAUGGAGGAAACGCAGUCAGGCGGUGCUGGCUCAGUGGACAACCUUCCAAACUUGGUUUGAAUAAUGUCCAAACUCUGGAUCUUCACAGCUGCUCCCUGCAGUCUGUCUGGUCUCAGGGGAGAUGCCUGAAUCUGUUUGACAAUCUUGGACAUGUGAUUAGUCUCAACUUGAGCUUUAACGCGCUGAAGUCUCUUCCUCCGGGAAUUUUCAAGAGCCUCACCUCAGUAGUGGAAAUGGAUCUCUCAUCCAACAGCUUGACGUACCUUCAGCCUGAUGUAUUACCCAAAUGUCUCAAAGUACUCAACCUCUCCAACAACUUCAUAGGCUCCCCCGACCCCAGCGCUUUUCGCUCUCUCAGCGCCCUCGACCUGAAAAUGAACCGAUUUCACUGCAAUUCAUACCUGAAGAGCUUCCUGACUUGGCUGAACAAGACCAACGUGACCUUCCUGAGUCCUGUUGAGGAGCUCAGAUGUGAAUUUCCCCCUGCUUUCUAUAAUGUUCCUCUUGUUAGAUUUGUAGCACACUAG